Fonsecaea erecta is the source of this 780-nucleotide messenger RNA. RefSeq names its product short chain dehydrogenase. Bases 1 to 780 code for a protein of 259 amino acids. The transcript has 2 exons. The record is from RefSeq and is a predicted model, not a curated record. Lineage: Eukaryota; Fungi; Ascomycota; Eurotiomycetes; Chaetothyriales; Herpotrichiellaceae.
AUGGCUGCAAAAGUCGCCCUGGUCACAGCCUCGUCGGCCGGCCUGGGCGCCGCCACGGUGAAGGCUCUGGCCCCUUACUUCCGGGUGGUGGUGAACUACCACUCGCGGCGGGAGAAGGCCGACCAGGUGAUCCAGGAGGCGUCGGCGAUCGCGCCCACGGGCUACAGCGCGGGGGCCGAGCCGCGCUUCCACGCCAUCCAGGCCGACAUGUCGCAGCGCGGCGAGAUCGAGCGCCUCGUCCGCGAGACGGUCGCGCACAUGGGCCGCCUGGACGUCGUGGUCAGCAAUGCCGGCUGGACGCGCCUCACCAACUUCUUCGACCUUGAGCAGCAGAUCGUCGAGGACGACUGGGACCGCUGCUUCAACGUCAACGUCAAGAGCCACCUGUGGCUCCUGUACGCCGCGAAGCCCCACCUCGAGAAGACGGCCGAGUCCGAGGGCGUUGGUGGCGCCUUCGUUACCGUCGCCAGCCUCGCCGGCGUCCGCCCCAGCGGCUCCUCCCUGCCCUACUCCGUCACCAAGGCCGCCGAGAUCCACCUCACCAAAGGCCUGGCCAUGAUCUGCGGACCGAAAGUCAGGUGUAACAGCGUCAGUCCGGGACUCAUGAUGACCGAGUGGGGCAACCAAUUCCCCGAGGCAAAGGUCAAGGCCACUGUCGAGAAGUCGGCCUUGAAAUCAACCGCCACCACGGAGGACGUCGCCGACCAGAUCAAGACGCUGGUGCUGAGCAAGUCGAUUACCGGCCAGAAUAUCGUGCUGGAUUGCGGGAUUGCGAUAUGA